AGGGGGCGGGGGCGGUGGGGAAUCAUGCUGCGCCGGGCCUUGGCCUUGUUGAUUCACCCUUGUUUUCUCCCCAGCAGCGCCGGUGGUGGCAGCGGGAACAUGUUCUAUGCUGUGCGCAAGGGCAGGAGAACGGGAGUGUAUCGAACCUGGGAAGAAUGUAGAGAGCAAGUUGACAAGUACCAAUAUGCUAGUUUCAAAAAAUUUGCCACAGAGGAAGCUGCUUGGGAUUUUGUAAAUGGCGAGUCAUCACAAUCAGCAAGUAACAGCAGUGUGGCUUAUGAAACGCAGAGAAAUGAUAAUAAGGCUACAUUCUGGUCAGAUUAUAGCUCAUACAAGAGACCAAAUGAAGAGCCCUUAGAAAGCCAGCAUAAUAGAAAACGGACAAAAUACACUGAAGUUCCUCACACAGCUUCAGGGAAUAAUCUUUCAUAUAUGGGAGACUAUGCAGUUGUUUAUACUGAUGGAUGUUGUUCAAGUAAUGGGCGUCAGAAAGCACGUGCUGGAACAGGUGUCUAUUGGGGUCCUGGUCAUCCUCUAAAUAGUAGUGAGAGACUUCCUGGGCGGCAAACUAAUCAAAGAGCUGAAAUACAUGCAGCUUGCAAAGCUAUAGAGCAAGCAAAGAGCCGAAACAUCAAGAAACUGGCUAUCUAUACUGACAGCAAGUUCACCAUUAAUGGUAUAACAAACUGGGUUCCAAACUGGCAGAGUAAUGGUUGGAGAACCAGCACAGGGAAAGAUGUAAUAAACAAAGAGGACUUCGAAAGGCUUGCUGAACUUUCAGAAGGCAUGGACAUCCAGUGGAUGCAUGUUCCAGGUCAUGCAGGAUUUACGGGAAAUGAAGCAGCAGAUCAUCUAGCAAGAGAAGGAGCUGGAAAACCCCAAUCAUAGCAUUUUGGAAUUACAAAGUUCUUUUUGAGUUCUCUGGCAGUGGUAACAAUGAGUUUGUUAACCCGUGGCAUUUCUAGUUAACAUGAGGUUUUUGUUGAAUCUCCACCCAGCUGUGUUGGCAUUCAGAAGACUCACAGGGCCGUACUUUCCUCAAGAGGCAUUUUCAGGGUUAUAAUAGAAAUUAAUUCAAUUUCUGUUGGAGUUAAGAUGCCUGAUGUUUUUAGGCAGCACAUUUCCACUCACCGCUGCAAGUUUGUGUUUAAGUUUUGUAAAGCUAGUUACUUCAGAAGCAUUAAAAUAUAUCAGUAGGGUGAUGGACAACAGUAUGUUUUCCCAUUGAGCUUUGAAAUAAAGAUUUCUGUUUUUACUCUAA
This is a messenger RNA of Gekko japonicus, 1261 nucleotides long. It is a transcript of the gene RNASEH1, whose product is annotated as ribonuclease H1. Gene Ontology annotation, biological process: DNA replication, removal of RNA primer. NCBI's taxonomy places the organism in Eukaryota, Metazoa, Chordata, Lepidosauria, Squamata, Gekkonidae. Gene Ontology annotation, molecular function: RNA-DNA hybrid ribonuclease activity; nucleic acid binding; magnesium ion binding. The coding region runs from base 25 to 888 and encodes 287 amino acids. The transcript is spliced from 8 exons. The record is from RefSeq and is a predicted model, not a curated record.